Diabrotica virgifera virgifera (western corn rootworm) is the source of this 661-nucleotide messenger RNA. RefSeq lists its product as uncharacterized. The coding region runs from base 188 to 604 and encodes 138 amino acids. The transcript has 2 exons. Lineage: Eukaryota; Metazoa; Arthropoda; Insecta; Coleoptera; Chrysomelidae. The record is from RefSeq and is a predicted model, not a curated record. Gene Ontology annotation, molecular function: serine-type endopeptidase inhibitor activity.
UCAAAAAUGGCGUAACACUCAUAAGACAUAAUGAUGGUAUACUGAAAUUAUAUGUAAAUAAAAAUUAGAUAUAUUUAGUAUAUAUUUUUAUUUUUGCAAGCCAAGAAUUAAACGCCUGAUAUCAAGGUAUUAUUAGACGUUGCUAUAUCUGCUAUAUACAGAACUAGUUCUAAGUUCAGAAUCAAAGAUGAAAUUCGUCUAUUUUCCUAUUUUUCUUGUCGCAUUUACAUCAUUAGUUUAUACACAGAACUAUAUAAAGGAACAGGAAUAUGCUGUAGAAAGAAUUGCUCCAGAUUGGUACGCAGAAGACAACUUGGAUCUACCAUUUUUACCAAGAGAUUGUUUUAGACCCGUUCAUGACCACAAAAAAGGUAGCGGUUGUCCCAGUACAAUUGUUUCGUGGCGAUGGGACAUGAAAGCUGAAUCUUGUAAAUUAGCCGCCUACGGGGGAUGCAAACCCAGUAAGAACCUGUUCUUCAGUAUGCGGGAAUGUAUCCGAGUGGCUCAACCAGUUUGCAAACGUUUAAUUGAAGAUCUCAAAAAUUAUACUCUACUUGACCUGCUCGAUAUGCUAAUUUAUAAAAUCCAAGAUGAUAGUAACUAACAAAAAUUUGUAUAACAUAAAUAAAUAAAACAAAAUAAAUAUCGUUUUAUAUCUUGA